CCCCCCGGAUCCCCCUUCAACAUCUUUGCUUUCUCAAGCGGGCUAUACCGACAGCUGUACUUGUCGGAUUCUCUUCUACUGUUGCGCAUCGUAUCGCAGCGCCGACGUCCUCUUUUUUCCUCUUCUUUCCUCUGUUCUUGGUCUCGCCUCUUCUGCACUGUUCAGACAACCGCGGGCAAUGCCGCCGCGCUGAAGUCGGCACGUGUUCGCAUCAUCCUUCGCCAUGGUCUCUUUCUGGCCCUGGAGGGCCGACGACUCCUCCCCCGCCUCUUUCGAGAAGACGCUCUCCGCUCUUUCGGCCAAGAUCACAAACACCCAGGCGAGGCUCGAUGGCGCGCGAGCCACCGCCCGUCGCAUCAGGGUGCUGUGGUCCCUAUACCUCGCCUUCGCAUACCUCGUCUACUCCAUCGUCAUCUUCCUCGUCGUGGGAAUGAACAGCAUGGGCGUCUGGGAGUGGGCUGGCGUCGCCGGGGGUCCGGUUCUAAUCUACCUCACCCGGACCGUCGUUACGGCUCUUUUCAAUUACCGCAUCGAUGCGCUGUCGGCCCGCCUCAAGGACCAGCAGGCCGAGCGCGCAAAGACCAUCCAGAAGCUCAAGGAAGCCACCAGGUACGACACCACCCUGGAGCUCCUCGAAAAGUACGGCGGCAAUGAGGGCAAGGCCAAGGCCAAGAGGCAAAGCGUCUCCGAAGCAGAUAAGAAACAGCAGCAGCAACAGCAGCAACAGCAGCAUCUGCAAGGAAACGGUCACAGCAAGAGCGCCCCGGGUGGCCGGACGAACAUGCCCCCUCCCCCCACCGCCAACAUCCAGCGACGCGACGGCCCCUUCCCCGGCCAGGGCUCGCCGCCGCCCGGUUUCCAGGGCGGAAAAGGCCCGCGCCCCCAGCCCCCGAACGGCCUCGAGCCCACGGAAGAGUUCGCGCCCAACGCAUAUGCCCACCCGCCGUCGCCGCCGACCCAGUCGCAGCACUUUGCGCAGGCCGACGGCGUGCCCGGCUCGUCGCACUGGUACGACCGCAUCAUGGACCUCCUCCUCGGCGAAGACGAGACGGCGUCCAAGAACAGGAUCGUCCUCAUCUGCAAGAGCUGCCGGCUGGUCAACGGCCAGGCCCCGCCGGGCACCAAGACCCUGUCGGAGCUGGGCAAGUGGAAGUGCAUGGGCUGCGGGGCCACCAACGGCGAGAUGGACGAGGGCAAGCGCAUCAUGCAGGAGGUUCUCGGUUCGCGGGCCGGCCGCGACGAGGUGCCCACCGGCGAGGAGUUCAAGGAGUCGGACAGCGACGACUCGGACGCGGAUGCGGUGGUCAAGGAGGAAGAGGAGGAGAAGAGCGACGCGAAGGAAGUCACGGCGACGGGCAGACAGGGGCCAGCGGCGGGAACGAGGAAGCGCAAGGGCAAGGGUGGGAGGUGAAGAUGGCGCGGAUGGGCGGAUAUGCGCCGCCAGCUACACAGCAACAUUUCAUAGCAGAUUUACAACUUAUAAGAAACAUAUCAACAUGCUGAAGCCGUGCUAUCUAGGUACGGAUACCUCGUGUGUGUGUGUG
Colletotrichum navitas is the source of this 1544-nucleotide messenger RNA. RefSeq lists its product as uncharacterized. Gene Ontology annotation, biological process: endoplasmic reticulum tubular network organization. The coding region runs from base 224 to 1411 and encodes 395 amino acids. Gene Ontology annotation, cellular component: endoplasmic reticulum tubular network. Lineage: Eukaryota; Fungi; Ascomycota; Sordariomycetes; Glomerellales; Glomerellaceae. The record is from RefSeq and is a predicted model, not a curated record. The transcript is spliced from 3 exons.